GGAGAGACAGAGGGCCACCUACAUGAAAGAGAGAUUCUAGGACACCAACAAGAAGGAGAGAUGGAGGUCCACCAACAAGAAGGAGAGACAGAGGGCCACCAGCAAGAAGGACAGACACAAGGACAUGAACAAGAAAGAAGGACUCUAGGACACCAACAAGGAGAAGACAUACAUAUAUACCAACGAGGAAAGACACAGGUCCACCAACAAGAAGGAGAGACUCUAGGACACCAACAAGGAGGAGAUACACAUGUCCACCAAAAAGGAGUGACAGAGGACCACCAACAAGAAAGAGGAACACAAAUCCAUCAACAAGGAGAGACACAAGUCCACCAAAAAGGAGUGACAGAGGACCACCAACAAGAAAGAGGAACACAAAUCCACCAACAAGGGGAGACACAAGUCCAUCAACAAGAAAGAGAGACUCUAGGACACCAACAAGGAGGAGAUACACAUGUCCACCAACAAGGAGAGACACAUGUCCACCAACAAGGAGGAGAUACACAUGUCCACCAGCAAGAAGGAGAGACAGAGGGCCACCAACAUGAAAGAGAGACACAAGUCAACCAACAAGAGAUAGGGACUCUAGGGCAUCAACAAGAAAGAGGAACACAAAUCCACCAGCACAGGGAGACACAACAAGAAAGAGGGACUCUAGGACACCAACAAGAAGGAGAGAUGCAGAUUAAUCAGCAAGAAGGACAGACACAAGGACACGAACAAGAAAGAGGGACUAUAGGACACCAACAAGGAGGAGACAUACAUUUCCAACAACAAGAAGGAGAGACACAGGUCCACCAACAAGAAAGAGGGACUCCAGGACUCCAACAAGGAGAGACACAAGGACACCAACCAGUCGAAGGAGAGUUCAAAGGAUUAGAACAAUCUGAGCAUCCACAAAACUGUGUAUCUCCAUCAAGUUGUUCCUCAGAUGAGGAAGAGCAGUACACACGCCCAAGAAGGUUCAUCUACCCUAACCUAUCUAAAUCAUCAAGUGAACUCCAAAAUCAUUUUGACAGUGAUGAAUCUGACCUUGAUCCAACAUAUCGACCAGAGGAGGGUAGCAACGAGGAAUACAGCAGUGAUGAUGAGGCAACUCUUGAGAUUCAUCCAAGAAAUGUUCAAGUGCGCAAGAGACCAUCUUCUGUUAUAUCUACACCAGAUGAAAAACCUACAAAGAUUUAUAAACAGUGCCUUCCAGGAUCAUUUUCAGGGCCAGAAUUGCCACAUCAGAAAACCAAUGAUAAUAUGGAAACGACACACAAACACGAGGACAAGAAAACAAGGUACAAGAAGCCAUCAAGGCCAUGCCCUUUCUGCAACAAAGCUUGUGGUGAAAAGCUCUCGAGACACAUUUGUUUGGUACAUAAGGAUAAGGAGCAGGUGAAAUCUGCCAUGCAGCUGCCAAAGCGGGAGAGAGACAAGGUGUUCUCAAAGUUCAGGAAGGAAGGCAUAUACCAAGUAAAUAGAGAACGUAUGAAAGAUGACAACCCCAUUUAUGAAAGAGAAAAGUUACCAAAAUCAGGGAAUGAUGACAACCUUAAAAUGUGCAGUAACUGCAAGGGCUUUUACAGCUCACAUUUCUUCUGGCAUCACAGGAAAGUUUGCCAAGGUGAUAUAUGCACUCCAUCUGAAGGAGUACCAGUAAACCUCAUGGAAGGGAAAGAUCCAGUGUAUCAAAAACACCCAGACUUUGUCACUGACAUACUUAGUAGAUUCCAGAAUGAUGACGUUGGGAAUACGUGUAGAACGGACAAAGUGAUAGUUAAUGUUGGACAUCGACUGUGGACUAAACACAGAUCCAAAAAAGACAAGAAACUUGAAGUAAGAAAAUCAGUUAUGGCUGAUAUGAGAAGACUUGCCACCUUAUACACUGAGUUUAAGAAGAAACACGAGUUUCAUGGGACUGCAGAUCUCACAAUGGGACAUGCUGGAGACAUGUUCAGUAGAGAGCACUUCGAAUCUUUGACGGAGGCAAUCCAGACGCUCACUUAUGAUGAAACUGAAGGCAAACUAAAGCCAGGACUGAAACUCUGCUUGUACUUUGUGCUGAAAAAAGCUAGCAAAAUCACUAAAGCUAGUUUUCUUGUAUCCAGGCUAGAUGAAGAUGCAUCUGAGAUUGACAAGUUCGUAGAGAUUCUUGACUUGAACCAGAAUUUGAUUUUUGGGGAUGCACACUACGAAAUCCAAAAGAAUCGCCAAGUGCGUUUGAGGAAGCCUGCAGAGCUCCCGCUUGAGGCUGACAUUGAAGCAUUGAAGACAUACACUCAAAAGAAAGUCACAGAAAUCAUCUCUGAUGAGUUCCUGGUUUGGGAUUCUCACACAUUUGUAGAGUUACGAGAUCUGACUUGCUCGCGAUUGACAUUGUGGAAUGCAAGGCGUGGUGGAGAACCCAGCAGGCUUACAACCGAAGAAUGGAGAGAUGCAGAAGAGGGUGUAUGGAUGCAGAAAGACAAGAUUCAUGAAGUUAAAAAUCCAGCCCAUCAGGAACUUUUAUCUCAGCUCAAGAUAUGCUACCAGACUGGGAAGGGCACUAAUCGCUUGGUUCCAGUCCUGUUCCCAAGAGACACUGUGAAACCUGUGCAACUUCUAUGCGAUCAGGAAAUCCGGCAUACAGCAGGAAUAAGACCUGAUAAUAAGUACAUAUUCGCUUGUACUCAAAUGUCUCAUGACCAUGUUGGAGGGUGGCAUGCUCUAAAGAAUGUCUCAGACAACAUCAGCCUUUCGUCCAACGUUACGGUGAAUGCCACCAAGAACAGGCACAGAGUGUCUACAAUUUACGCAUCCCUCGACUUGCCUGAUGCUGACUUGGAACUAUUUUACCGGCAUAUGGGACACUCCUCUACAAUCAAUCAAACAAUCUACCAGACCCCACUUGCCAUCCAAGAAAUCACCCGAGUAGGGAGUCAUCUCCAUCAUAUAGAUAUAGGAGGAAUGAGGGCACGCAAAGAAUCUGAAGCGUCUGAUGACGAUGGCUGCUCAAGUGCACCAGCGACCUCAAAGGAUGGCUGCUCUACAGCACGGGUGAACUCUAAACAUGACGACUCAACUCUAACAGUGACCUCUGAGGAUGGCAGCUCAACUACACCAGCGACCUCAAAGGAUGGCUGCUCUACUGCAACAUUGACCUCUGGGGAUAGGUCUUCAGCCCGAAGGUACAACCGCUGGUCAAAGCAGGGAAGCAAGCAGUGCAAGCAGUAUUUCUCUGCAGCAAUCAAACAAGGGGAACCAUUACCAGGGAGGAAGGCCUGCACCACUUUCCUGCAAAGACAUCAAAUCACCAUGGAAUGGCAGGCGGUAAGAAAUAAGGUGAUGAACGAAAGGAAUAAAGCAAAGAAAAACUUUGAUGACAGAAAGAGGAGCUUCCUAAACUAAUAAUAUUAGUUGGGUCAGAUCAUAUGGUCUGAUUAACAUCUUUUGUUGCCUUUUUUGGCACAAUACAUGUACCUUCACCUGUAUAUUCCAGUAGGUAUGUGGCUUCUAAAUGAAUAUUCAUGAAAGAGCUUGCACAAGGACUCAUCCUCGUUUUGUUUCAGUGUCAAGCCUGGUCCUUUAUCUGCACAUGCGCAACCUGUAACUUGCUCUAAUUUGUGAUAGAGCUGAAUUGAUGAAAGUCUAAUAUGGUGGGCAAAGAGGUCAGUUGAAACAUUGGUGUAAUGAUGAUUAAUGAGCCUGAAUGAAGUUAGUUUAUUUCGGUUUUCCCUGCCAUUGACUUAGUGUAUGUAUUAAAGAAAGUGCUAAAUGGUUAUAUAGUGGACAUUUUGUAACCUGGAUGUAUGCAAGUUAAAUGAAUAUUAAAGGUAAUACAAAGUUUUGGGAAUAUUUCACUAGGGUCGGAGAAUAACGUUUAAAUUUUCAUUAUCAUUGUAAAACCUUGUGUACGAAAAACCG
Molecule: messenger RNA, 3891 nt
Organism: Strongylocentrotus purpuratus (purple sea urchin)
Lineage: Eukaryota; Metazoa; Echinodermata; Echinoidea; Camarodonta; Strongylocentrotidae
Exons: 4
Coding region: 61-3375 (1104 amino acids)
Source: RefSeq, a predicted model, not a curated record